UUCUUCUAUUGUCCAAUUGGUUUUUAUUCUAGGGUUUCACCCUCUCUGAAUCCAAUCCCAAAAGCCAGCCAUGGCCGAGAUCAUGAACAUGCCGGUCGACUCCUUGGACCGCCGUCGUGACCGCAAAGACAAGUCCUCCGAAGAGCCUCCUCCUCCUCCUCAAUCCUCCUCGCCGCAACAAGCACCACAACAGCAGCCGCCGCCUCCUCCGCCCUCGCGAAGACGCGACCGCGACGAAAAGGAGCGAGAUAGGGACCUCGACCGCCCGCCUCGCCGCCCGGACUACUACGACCGGGGAAAUCGUUCCCCUCCGCCUCCGCGGGAGAGAGAUAGAGAUAGGGAUUACAAGCGGCGGGGCAGCGUUAGUCCACCACCUCCGUAUAGAGACCGCGGCAGGCACUCGCCGCCUCGGAGGUCUCCGCCACCUCCGUUAAAGCGGUCCAGGAGGGAAGAUGGAGGCUACGACGGCCGCAGAGGGAGUCCUAGAGGCGGCUUUGGACCUGGAGGUGACAGGAGGUCUGGAUAUGAUUAUGCAAGUGGAUAUGAUAGGGAGAUGGGGGUUAGACCUGGUUAUGGUGAUGACAGGCCUCAUGGUCGUUAUGCUGGACGCUCAUCUGGUGGCUACGGGCCUUCUGACUGGGAUUCAGGACGUGCUGGCUUUGGUGAUGCUUCCAGCACUGGGACCACUCAAAGAGAAGGUUUGAUGUCAUACAAACAAUUCAUCCAAGAGCUGGAAGAUGACAUUUUGCCAGCUGAAGCUGAGCGCAGAUAUCAAGAGUACAAGGCAGAGUAUAUAUCCACUCAGAAGCGAGCAUAUUUUAAUGCUCAUAAAGAUGAGGAAUGGCUAAAAGACAAAUAUCAUCCCACAAACCUACUCACUGUAAUUGAAAGGAGAAAUGAAAUAUCACAGAAAACAGCGAAGGAAUUUCUGCUUGAACUGCAAAGUGGAUCCUUGGACUUAGGGCCUGGUGUCAAUUCCUCAGCUCCAAAUAAAUCUGGACAUACUAGUGAACCAAAUUCUGAUGAUGAGGCUGAUGUGGAUGGCAAGAGAAGACGGCAUGGCAGGGAACUGAAUAAAGAAAAUGAUCUUAUAUCUACUGCUCCUAAGGCUCACCCAGUCAGUUCUGAUCCUAGACGUAUACAAGUUGACGUUGAACAAGCACAAGCCCUUGUCCGCAAACUUGACUCUGAAAAAGGAAUUGUGGAGAACAUCUUAUGUGCACCUGAGAAUGACAAAAUGAACAGAGAAAAAUCUCAUGGUGGUUCCACUGGCCCUGUUGUUAUCAUACGGGGUUUGACAUCUGUCAAGGGCCUUGAGGGUGUUGAGCUUCUUGACACCCUCAUUACCUACCUUUGGCGCAUACACGGUGUAGAUUAUUAUGGGAUGAUUGAGUCAAAUGAUGCUAAAGGUCUCAGGCACGUGAGAGUAGAGGUGAAGGGUUCCGACAUAGGUAAUGGAGCUGAGUGGGAAAAGAAAUUAGACUUGCAUUGGCAAGAAAGAUUGCACAGUCAAGAUCCAUUGGAAGUAAUGACUGCCAAGGAAAAGAUAGAAGCUGCUGCUUUACAAGGCCUGGAUCCCUUUGUGCGGAAGAUUAGGGAUGAAAAAUAUGGCUGGAAGUAUGGUUGUGGUGCCAAGGGUUGCACUAAGCUCUUUCAUGCUGCUGAAUUUGUGCACAAACAUCUCAAGUUAAAACACCCCGAGCUACUGGUGGAUGUGACUGUGAAAAUGCGCGAGGAUUUAUAUUUCCAGAAUUACAUGAAUGAUGCAGAGGCGCCCGGUGGAACUCCUGUUAUGCAGCAAUCAAUACUGAGGGACAAGCCACAGAGACGUAGGCCAGGUAUGGAGAAUAGAUUGAAAGACGAGCGUGGUAAUCGGAGAGAACGAGAAAACCGAGCCAAUGGUGGUGAGAGGUAUGAUAGGUCUGAGAAUAUGCAACAAGGUGAAUUCCCAUCCAACAAUGACGGCCAAGAUGGAGGAAAUCAUGAUGAGCCAAUGUAUGAUAAUUUUGGUGGACAAGGAAUGCAUGGUGGUCCUCCUUUCCCAUCAGAUAUAACCCCACCACCUGUGUUGAUGCCUGUACCUGGUGCUGGUCCUCUUGGGCCUUUUGUUCCUGCUCCACCUGAAGUUGCAAUGCAAAUGUUGAGAGAUCAAGGUGGUCCUCCACCCUUUGAAGGCAGUGGUAGAAACAUGUGGCCCGGACCUCAAAUGAGUGGGCCAGCCCCAAUUCUUGCUUUGUCCCCAGCUUUCCGACAGGAUCCUCGACGUUUAAGAAGUUACCAAGAUCUAGAUGCGCCUGAGGAUGAAGUCACAGUGAUAGACUACAGGAGCUUGUAGAUAGUUUCCAACUGUAUAAUUUGCAAGUUCCUUCGCAGUAAAGGCAAACUCAUGUACGGUUCUCCAAGUUUCAACAUCUGAACAUUCAAUGUACCGUGACACUGUACGUGAGUGCAGAUCAAACGUUUGUAACCAUUAGGAUGUCACCUUGCGAGUCACUUUGAAUACACUCAUUUUUGUUGAUGAUGGUAUUUCUUGCUAAGAUGAUUAGUAAGAUGUGCUGGCAGUGAUGCAACUCGUGUUUUUUUUCUACCUUGCAACUUGAGUCACAUUGAAUACUCAUUUUUUAUUCCGAGUUUCUGACCGGUAGUUUCUUUGUUUUCCGAGUUGGAUAUUGAUGGGUCUCUGAAAAUAACCAUGUAAAUUAGAGUUGUGGAGAUUAAAUUCUGUGCAGACUCGGCAUUUGUUUUCUGA
Fragaria vesca subsp. vesca is the source of this 2749-nucleotide messenger RNA. Its product is annotated as serrate RNA effector molecule-like. The record is from RefSeq and is a predicted model, not a curated record. Lineage: Eukaryota; Viridiplantae; Streptophyta; Magnoliopsida; Rosales; Rosaceae. The transcript has 12 exons. Gene Ontology annotation, biological process: primary miRNA processing; mRNA processing. Bases 71 to 2335 code for a protein of 754 amino acids. Gene Ontology annotation, cellular component: nuclear body.